AUGGAACACACUUGCCGAUUAUGUACGAUUACCGAUACGACACUCGCCAGCAUAUCGAACUUUCGGUUGCUGGACAUGGAUCAGGAAUCUACCACACCGCUGGACGAACUGAUUGAACAGUAUUUAGCAAUAAGUGUAAAUCCUUCCCCAUUUGAUCCACUGAUUUGUGCCGCCUGUUUGAAGCGUUUAGAAGAAUGGCACACGUUUCGGGAAAGCUGUCGUCAACACAAUCGCCUCUUUCUGGAGCAAACUAUCCCGUUCGAAGAAGGGACUCAUUGCGUUACUGCAUACGAAAUAACCUUCCAGGAUCAGGAAGUUUCGGUGGAAGAGAAAGACAAUGUGGAAUUCAAGGAGGAACAAGUAGAGGAACACGUCGUAAUAGACGAGAUACAUCUGCACUCCGAACCGGCCGAAUUAAUCAUUGUGCCAGAUGGACAAUCUACCAGUUCAGCAACGGUAAAGAAGCUUUCUGAUGAGGAAAGAUCUGGGAAGGAAGUUUAUACAGCUGCCGUCGGUAAGCGAAAACGAGGACGGCCAAAAAAAGCGAAAGAAAGUACGGAACGAAAAGCAUCUAGCCAGCAAUUAGGACAACAGAAACGAAGACAGCGAUCGUUGGCAAAAAUCUGUACCAUCUGUGGCGUUUCGCGUACCGACAUGGCAGCCCAUAUGCGCUGGCACAAUAAUGAGCGCCCCUAUCAGUGUCCGCACUGUCCGAAGAUUUUCCUUAACAGUUCCAAUCUGAAAAAUCACAUCAAUCUGCAUACCCGUGACAAGAUGUACAAGUGUGAUCUCUGUGAUAAGGAGUUUCCAAGCACAACGGGCCGCAGCAAGCAUCGGGAAACGCACGCCACCGAGCGUGUGCAUCUGUGUGCGGUGUGUGGAAAAUCGUUCAAAUAUCGUGCAUCGCUCGCACGCCACCGGCAGAUCCAUUUCGAGGAACCGAAGCACAAGUGUACCGUUUGCGAUAGGCUGUUCCUAACGAAAACACGAUUAAUGAAACACUUCUUGGUGCACAAGAGCGACAAACCAUUUAGUUGUGACGUCUGCGGGAAAGCCUUUAACCGGAAGGACAAUCUUAAAACACACAAAAAAACGCACGCAUUCGGAAGGCGACAUUUGAAAAAGAAGCUCGAGGAGUGUGUGCAAACAGAGCUGCCUGCUAAUGGAAGUGCAAGGUAA
Messenger RNA from Anopheles maculipalpis, 1179 nucleotides. Its product is annotated as zinc finger protein 501-like. Bases 1 to 1179 code for a protein of 392 amino acids. Lineage: Eukaryota; Metazoa; Arthropoda; Insecta; Diptera; Culicidae. Gene Ontology annotation, cellular component: nucleus. Gene Ontology annotation, biological process: regulation of transcription by RNA polymerase II. Gene Ontology annotation, molecular function: DNA-binding transcription factor activity, RNA polymerase II-specific; RNA polymerase II cis-regulatory region sequence-specific DNA binding; zinc ion binding. The record is from RefSeq and is a predicted model, not a curated record. The transcript has 3 exons.